Messenger RNA from Fonsecaea pedrosoi CBS 271.37, 198 nucleotides. RefSeq lists its product as uncharacterized. Lineage: Eukaryota; Fungi; Ascomycota; Eurotiomycetes; Chaetothyriales; Herpotrichiellaceae. Bases 1 to 198 code for a protein of 65 amino acids. The record is from RefSeq and is a predicted model, not a curated record. The transcript has 2 exons.
AUGUCACCCUUGGAUAACGCAGUUACACUUAGAUACUUGUACAGUAAAGUACUAUUUCGCCUCAAAAACACCAUGAAUCCCGCCAUGCUGCUCAUCAGCACUAUCAUCACCGCCGCCAUCACCAUCCCUACCGCCCUCUUCUUCACCAACAAAUUUGGCAACCUGGCUAACCCUGGUGCCCCGGUCGCCUACACCUGA